Messenger RNA from Coffea eugenioides, 1793 nucleotides. Its product is annotated as developmentally-regulated G-protein 3. Lineage: Eukaryota; Viridiplantae; Streptophyta; Magnoliopsida; Gentianales; Rubiaceae. Gene Ontology annotation, molecular function: GTPase activity; GTP binding. The transcript has 10 exons. Bases 147 to 1253 code for a protein of 368 amino acids. The record is from RefSeq and is a predicted model, not a curated record. Gene Ontology annotation, biological process: cytoplasmic translation. Gene Ontology annotation, cellular component: cytoplasm.
UAUUGUCUUCCCCCCCUUCCGACAAAAACCUUUUCUUCCCAGUGUUCCAAUCAUCAUCUCCUGCAUAAAUCCUAUACACUCCGGCAAACGACGCCGUUUUCAGCUGAAGAGGAAGAAAUCGCUCCAUCUCCGUUUGGCUUUCGACAAUGGCUACUGUUAUGCAGAAAAUUAAAGACAUCGAAGAUGAGAUGGCAAGGACCCAAAAGAAUAAAGCUACUGCCCAUCACCUUGGAUUGCUAAAGGCUAAGCUGGCAAAACUUCGGAGGGAGUUACUUACUCCAUCAUCAAAGGGAGGUGGCGGUGCAGGAGAGGGUUUUGACGUUACAAAAAGUGGCGAUUCUAGAGUUGGUCUAGUUGGUUUCCCGUCUGUUGGGAAAUCAACACUUUUAAACAAGUUAACUGGAACUUUUUCAGAGGUUGCUUCAUAUGAAUUUACCACAUUAACCUGCAUUCCAGGAGUGAUAACAUAUCGGGGAGCUAAGAUUCAGUUGUUAGAUCUCCCUGGCAUUAUUGAGGGUGCCAAAGACGGAAAGGGUAGAGGAAGACAGGUCAUCAGUACCGCAAGAACGUGCAAUUGUAUUCUGAUCGUUCUGGAUGCAAUUAAGCCAAUCACUCACAAACGUCUGAUUGAGAAAGAGCUUGAGGGAUUUGGAAUCAGAUUGAACAAGGAACCGCCCAAUCUGACAUUUAGAAGGAAAGACAAGGGUGGGAUCAAUCUUACCUCGACUGUAACCAAUACAAAUCUCGACCUUGAUACGGUGAAGGCAAUAUGCAGCGAAUAUAGGAUACACAAUGCUGAUAUUAGUCUAAAAUAUGAUGCCACAGCCGAUGACCUUAUAGAUGUUAUUGAGGGGAGUAGAGUCUACAUGCCUUGCAUCUAUGCUGUCAAUAAGAUUGAUCAGAUUACACUUGAAGAGCUGGAGAUUUUGGAUAAGCUUCCACACUAUUGCCCAGUCAGUGCACAUUUGGAAUGGAAUCUAGAUGGUCUGCUGGAGAAGAUCUGGGAAUAUCUCGAUCUGACUCGUGUAUACACAAAGCCGAAGGGAAUGAAUCCAGAUUAUGAGGACCCAGUGAUAUUAUCAUCAAAGAGGAGAACAGUUGAGGACUUCUGCAAUCGAAUCCACAAAGAUAUGGUCAAACAAUUUAAGUAUGCACUGGUCUGGGGAUCAAGUGCGAAACACAAGCCACAAAGGGUAGGCAAGGAGCAUGAGCUGGAAGAUGAAGAUGUUGUUCAAAUCAUCAAAAAAGUGUGACUUUACAACCUUUGUCAACAUGAUGAAUGUUGGCUGAGAUAGAUCUCUGCAGAAGAACUCCAUGUGAUUAAGCCUGCUAUGGACUGCACUUUUCAUAUAUAGGCAAUUAGCGGUUAGUAAAGGUGAAGAGAUGGCUUGACGUGUAAUUAAAGCUGUUUUGUAGUCAAGCUAUUUUUGGGAAGAUGUUUUCAUUCUGAUUCUCUUGAUAGUUAUCAUCAGUGAAGCAGAGACUCAGAAUGCAAUACCAUUCCAGCAUUCUAUGACUGUGAUUGCUGCUUUUGUCCUGUUUACUCUCUUAAAUAGAGUUUUCUUAAAUUAAACUGUUUGAAACAUAAGUUGCAGAUGAGGAGGAUGUUGGACCUACAAGUCAUUUUGCGCCGGGAAACAUUCAGAGGCACGUUUCAAUAGCUCUGAAAGCUACAAAUCUGGACUGUUUAUUACUUAUUUUUGCUCGUGUAAAGUAGUGUUGAACUUUCCAAUUGUAUUACUGUACAGAUCUGAAGCCACACUUUACCCAGACAAUAAGAUUGAAUUCGAAUC